Molecule: messenger RNA, 435 nt
Organism: Daucus carota subsp. sativus
Lineage: Eukaryota; Viridiplantae; Streptophyta; Magnoliopsida; Apiales; Apiaceae
Exons: 1
Coding region: 1-435 (144 amino acids)
Source: RefSeq, a predicted model, not a curated record
AUGGAACUUGAACAUAAGGCAUACUGGGCUAUUAAGAAAUUUAAUAUGAGUCUUGAUGAGGCCGGUUUGCACCGCAAGUUGCAAUUGUCUGAAUUGGAAGAACUUCACAACGAAGCUUAUGAGAGCGCUCGUAUUUACAAGGAAAAGACAAUGGUGUUCCAUGAUAAGAUGAUCCAAAGGAAGAAUUUUGAGGUUGGACAGAAAGUUCUUUUGUAUCAUUCUCGGUUACGUCUUUUUCCUAGAAAAUUACGAUCAAGAUGGAUUGGCCCAUAUGAAAUUGUUGAAGUGUUUCCACACGGAGCUGUGAGCAUUAAAAAAGAUGAUGGAAAUGUGUUUAAGGUGAAUGGACAUCAUCUUAAACCUUAUUUGGAGGAUCCUUCUAAUUAUAUCAAGGAGAGCGAGACACUUAAUGAUGUGAUUAUCUCUGGUGCUUAA